Messenger RNA from Daphnia magna, 933 nucleotides. RefSeq lists its product as uncharacterized. The record is from RefSeq and is a predicted model, not a curated record. NCBI's taxonomy places the organism in Eukaryota, Metazoa, Arthropoda, Branchiopoda, Diplostraca, Daphniidae. The transcript is spliced from 5 exons. Bases 43 to 819 code for a protein of 258 amino acids.
CGGCAACCUCUAACCCGUGUAAGACUUGUCAGAUUUUAUUGUAUGGGAACGGAAAUGGCGUCUCUCGAUAACGUGAAGAAACGGUGUGUAUUUGUCGAAUUAGUUGACGGUAGGGCAAAUGCCCCAUACGAAAUUAUUCUAGAAGAAAGCUCAACUGAGCAAAGCUUUGAUAACAUACUCCACUCAACUCCCAUUCUUCACCAAAAUAGUUCACGAACAUCUUUUCAAGAUUACACACAUUCAGGCAAUUUGGGGAAUGUUACUACAUCCAAGCUUCUAAAUACUAUUUCUCCAUUUGAUUCUGGAUUGGAUUGUGAUGAUGUGUCUAGUGACAAUUUGGUGAUCUCUUCUACAUCUAAGCAACUAAGUACUAUUACGUUGGAUUCUGAACAAGGUUCUGAGCAUGUGCCUAGUGACAUUUGUGCUUGCGCAGCACUUGAGGUUUUACCCUAUCUAAUUCCAGUCAGGAAGAAAAAGGGUGUUAUCCCUUCUCACUUUCUGUAUUAUCCUCAAGAAGAUUCAGUUAGCCUGGAUGCGGUAUUAAAGGAGACGGUCAAUCGUCCCCCGUUCAUCAUUCAAAUUGAAGAUUCUUUCCACGUCAUUGUAGAUAACCCAGUUUUGGUAACUUCUAACUCGGUCUCCGAGGCAUUGUUGAACGUAUUUUCCUCUUACUAUGUUUUCUGUAUCGAAUAUAGUAAGCAAGUAUUGAAAUCACUGUUGUUCCUGCAAAGUAAGGUCUUCGGUUUAAAAGAUGAUUGUUCCAGAAAUUGUCCUGGUUUACCUCUUUUUGUAAACACUCCUAAUGCUGUUAAACUGUAAUUGACCUUUUGUUCGUUGUCAUUGUCGUCGUCGUCGUUCAUUAAUGUUUCGUUGAACUGACAACAUUCAAACAAAAUGCAAUUUUGGUUGGCAAAGAGCAAUACAAAGUUUAAU